AUGUUUAGAGAGUUUCUUCCUCUCUGCAUUUUAGUUGAAAGGAGUGCAGAAACUAUAACCAAAGGAGACAUUAGGCUUCCAGAAAAAUCUCAAGGAAAAGUAUUUCAAGCAAUAGUAGAAGCUGUUGGAUCAGGCUCUAAAGGAAAGGGUGGAGAGAUUCAACCGGUUGGCAUGAAAGUUGGAGAUACGGUUCUUCUCCCAGAGUAUGGAGGCACCAAAGUAGUUCUAGAUGACAAGGAUUAUUUCUGGUGUAGAAGUGGUGACAUUUUUGGAAAGUGUGUAGACUAAAAUACAUCAUUAUU
Panthera uncia (snow leopard) is the source of this 302-nucleotide messenger RNA. Its product is annotated as 10 kDa heat shock protein, mitochondrial-like. Gene Ontology annotation, cellular component: mitochondrial matrix. The record is from RefSeq and is a predicted model, not a curated record. Gene Ontology annotation, molecular function: ATP binding; metal ion binding; protein-folding chaperone binding. Lineage: Eukaryota; Metazoa; Chordata; Mammalia; Carnivora; Felidae.